This is a messenger RNA of Ostrea edulis (European flat oyster), 1482 nucleotides long. Its product is annotated as protein PopC-like. The transcript is spliced from 2 exons. Lineage: Eukaryota; Metazoa; Mollusca; Bivalvia; Ostreida; Ostreidae. Gene Ontology annotation, molecular function: protein binding. Bases 48 to 1406 code for a protein of 452 amino acids. The record is from RefSeq and is a predicted model, not a curated record.
GUAUCAUCUUCGAGAUAAGCGACGAAAUCAUCAUAAAAUAGGCCACCAUGCGAAUCUGCCUCGCAAAGGUGCAGUGUCUUGUUUUGUUUCUGGUUCGAACAUCGGUUAUUCCCUGUGUAGCAGCCGAAAUAUGUCCGCUUCCCCCGCCAUGUGAGUGUGACAGAGAGGAAACAAUCGUGUACUGCCGGAACAAGAACUUAACUACCAUUCCGCCUGUCACUAAAGCUGAUGGAUUAUGGUCAUUUCAUCUUGGUGCCAAUAAGAUCAAAUAUAUUCCAUCUAAAUGGUUCUCGGGAGUGAAGCUUCAAAUGUUGUUUAUUGACAGUAACGAAAUUGACAGCAUUGAUGACGAUGCAUUUACCGGAAGUGAGGAUAGCUUGAAUGUCCUUCAGUUGCAUGAUAACUCACUGAGGGAAUUACCAACAGCUGUAGGGAAUUUGAGAAAACUGUUGGGUAUCACUCUACAGGGAAAUCCUCUGCCAGAUUUCAGGAAAGAUGUGCUGCAAAAUAUAUCAUCGUCUUUGCGGUAUAUAAGUAUGGGAUCCGAUGUAAUGCCGAAAUGGCCUGACAGCCUGAACUAUCUCUGCAAUUUGAUUUCAAUCAAUCUCUACGACGUUGCUUUUCCAAAUAUUCCUGACGCCGGAUUCCACGCGUUUAGAAAAAACUUGACUUCCUUAAGCCUUUAUAAUACAGGAUUAACUGCUCUACCGUCAUUGGAUGAUCUAGAUUCUUUAAGAAAUUUAAUUUUUCAAGGUAACAAAAACCUGACUGCAAAUGCCAUAUCAAACACGGUAAAAAGCGGUCUGCCAAACCUAAUGGGUGUGACGUUUCAAGACAAUAAUCUGAAAACACUCCCAAAUAUCUUCAUGAAAUCUCCGAAACUCAGUGUUUUGAAUGUUUACUCAGAACCCAUGGAGUAUUUACGUGAUGAGACCUUCCCACCUAAUGCAUUCAUGACCCUAUCUUUCAACAAUACAAAGUUCGCCAGUGUGCCAUUUUGUGUGUCGUCGCUCUCACAUGUCACUAGCUUACAAAUGGCCUACAACAGAAUCACAGAAAUCUCAAGUGAAGACUUCCGUGGUAUGACGAAGCUUUCAUCGUUGGAUCUGUCUGGAAAUCCAAUUACCCGAGUGUCUAAAGACGCCUUCAUGGCCAUGAAUGAUAUUACAUAUGUUCGCUUGGACUACACGAAUCUAACCACCAUACCAUCUGCGAUCACGAACAUUAAUGCUCUUCAAGUGGUUGAAUUUUCCCACUCUCCAAUCCUAUGUACGUGUGAAAGCAUUGGAUGGAUUAAGCAUUGGAAAACAAUACCGGCAAAUCUACAACUAAUUGGUUAUUGUACAAACAUUGAAAUGAAUUUAAUGGCGUACAUUCAUAAGGAGGUUCCAAAAUGCCUUAACUAGAUGUCAUUGAAUGUUUCGUCCGAAGAGAUUCUUUUACACAGUGUUAUCAAAAUGACAUUAAAAUAGUCAAAGUCCG